AAAAAAAAAAAAAAAAAGAGAAACAAGUCAUCUUCAAAACAAAAACUCGCCUGCUUCUUCAAGCUGUGUGAUUGAGGUUUCUUCUCACUCACUCCAAUCCCACAAAAUCUCCAUCAACAUUUCAUACACCAACGCGAAAUUCAUCUUCAACAAUGGGAACACCAGGGGAAAAAGAAGAGAAAGUUUCUUUGGAUCUCAGUGAAGAAAUUCUUCUCAGUAUGGAAGUUGGAAUGUCCUUCAAAGAUUACAAUGGUAGAAUUAGUUCGAUGGAUUUUCAUAGGGCAUCAAGUUAUCUAGUUACUGCUAGUGAUGAUGAAUCAAUUCGUUUAUAUGACGUUGCUGCUGGAACAUCUUUGAAGACAAUUAACAGUAAGAAAUAUGGGGUUGAUUUGGUUUGCUUCACAUCUCAUCCUACAACUGUCAUUUACUCUUCUAAGAAUGGUUGGGAUGAAUCUUUGCGGCUUCUAUCAUUGCAUGAUAACAAGUACUUGAGAUAUUUCAAAGGUCAUCAUGACAGGGUUGUCUCACUUAGCUUGUGCCCUCGGAAAGAUUGCUUUAUAUCUGGAUCUUUAGAUCGAACUGUCUUACUAUGGGAUCAAAGGGCCGAGAAGUGCCAGGGACUGCUACAUGUACAAGGAAGGCCUGCUAUAUCAUAUGAUGAUCAAGGGCUUGUCUUUGCAAUAGCCUUUGGAGGAUACAUAAGAAUGUUUGAUGCAAGGAUGUAUGAAAAGGGUCCCUUUGAGCUAUUUUCUGUUGGGGGAGAUGUUUCUGAUGCGAAUGUUGUGAAGUUUAGUAAUGAUGGGAGACUCUUGCUUGUAACAACUACAGAUGGACAUAUCCAUGUUCUUGACUCAUUCCGUGGUACACUUUUAUUCGCAUAUAAUGUCACACCUGUCUCAUGCAACUCCACAUUAGAAGCUUCUUUCAGCCCUGAUGGAAUGUUUGUAAUAUCAAGUUCUGGGGACGGCAGCAUCUAUGCAUGGAGUGUUCGGAGUGGUAAAGAGGUUGCAAGUUGGAGAAGUGCAACAUCUGAUAUUGGACCUCCAGUUGUGAAGUGGGCUCCUGGGAGUCUUAUGUUUGCAACCGGGUCGUCUGAGUUGUCAUUUUGGGUUCCAGAUUUGUCUAAAAUAGGAGCCUUUGUUGGAAAAAAGUAGAAAACUUAACACAAUGAAAACUAUUGUUUACCGUUCAACCUACUGAAAGAUUAUAUUUUGUUAUUCCUACCGACAGACUUUGCCAUGCUUUUUAAAUAUUCUUCUCCAACAGGUAUUUCAGAGAGCCUCCUGAACUGUACAAUUUGAGAUAUAUGAAUGAGUAUUCAUGUUAGUUUUUGCCA
This is a messenger RNA of Medicago truncatula (barrel medic), 1336 nucleotides long. RefSeq names its product protein ANTHESIS POMOTING FACTOR 1. Gene Ontology annotation, molecular function: chromatin binding; protein binding. Lineage: Eukaryota; Viridiplantae; Streptophyta; Magnoliopsida; Fabales; Fabaceae. The transcript is spliced from 11 exons. Gene Ontology annotation, cellular component: Set1C/COMPASS complex. The record is from RefSeq and is a predicted model, not a curated record. The coding region runs from base 153 to 1154 and encodes 333 amino acids.